GGUGGAUGGAGACAAUAGUGUUUUUAUUCGAUGUGGCACAGCUAUUAUUAGUCAAAAUAAUAACUCAAAUAUUACUAAAAAGUGCCAAACACUUUUAUUUUUUCAAUUUCUGAAAGGAGGACUGGACGUUAAAUCGAGCGUUAAACUUUGUGGUUUUCCAUUAUUUAAAUUGUUCAUAAAUAUACUAAAACCUAGCUUAAAUUUUAUUUUCACUUACCUAACUAAAUAUAUUUUUUCACCAAUAUCAACACGAAAGAUUUGCUUAUAAAAGUCAUACUUUUGAAAUAAUAUUUAUUACUCAUGGAGAAUUUGCCUAACGUUACGGUUAGCACAAUUGAUCCUGAAAUUGUGGCAGCCAGCGAAACAGCUGUACUUGUUUCCGUACCUAAUAUCCCUUCAAAUCAUAGGGGAUCAUUCACGAUUCACCGAGAUAAUGGUGCAAAAUACAGUCCAGAAGAGUGGGAGCUUCGUAACAGGAAUGGAAUUCUCAGCAAUGCUUUACGUGAAAAUCGACAGCGUAGACAUUCCUUUACGAAUGCUUCAACUAAAGGAAAAGAAACAAUGGAAGGAAGCAGAAUAAUUGAUGGUCAACGGAGAAGAAUCACAAUAGUAGAUAGUUCAGAUGAGGAGUAUCGCUAUGGAAUUCUAGGAAAAUCGUUAGAACGAAUACGUCUGAAAUCAAAAAAUAAAACGAAUAGUGAAGACGAGGAAAUAAAAAGUGGUGAUUUUAAAAUCGGUAUUUUUAGUGGGAGUGAUGAUAACCUUGAAGCUAUUGGCUUGUCAAAUAAGCGAGAAAGCUAUGGUUUUGAAGACGAUGUAGUUUUCGGACAACGAAAACAAAAUUUUAGUGAAGAGGAAAUGAGAGAAAUCGCUGAGCUAGAAUCCUUGCAAAUUCAUGGCGGGGACAAUAGCACAGGUCUUCUGCUUGCAGCAAAGAAGGGUGAAUGGGAGACUGUUAAAAAUUUACUUUUAAGCGGAGAAAUUUUCGACCUAACAUUGGCUGACGCAGAAGGGUAG
Meloidogyne enterolobii is the source of this 1017-nucleotide messenger RNA. The record is from the annotation of a GenBank genome assembly. Lineage: Eukaryota; Metazoa; Nematoda; Chromadorea; Rhabditida; Meloidogynidae.